GCUAAGAAAUUCCAGCUUGAGGCAGAAACACGUUGCUUGGAAGGUGCCGGCACUCGGCCAGUCUCUGGGAAUAGGAAGUGCGGGGGAGGGAGCCUGCUGCUCACCUAUCGCGGUGUUUCCUUUUUUCUCACUCCCGGGGGAGCUCUCGCGAGAGAAGGCAGAGGAAGAUGGCUGUGCCCUGUUUUUCGGGGUGAGGCAGUGGUGGCUAUUGGAGCGGCACGGGCCGGGAUCGUAGUGUCGUGGGUACCUUAGCACUAGCUCCCCCCAGCGAGCGCGCGUUCCUUCGUACCUAGGUGAGAGCUGGCUCUUUUUCCUCCGGGAGAUGCGUUUGUCCCGAGCUCGGGGGCUCUGUGGGAGUUCAUGCUACGCUGGAGGCUCCUGGCCACCGCUCUAAUCGCUCUGUGCCGCUGCAGCGCCUACUCCGUCGCCGGCGGUGAGCCCCCCGGACCCCCUUUCUGCCCCUGGCGGCGAUGACUGGAGAGAAGAUCCGCUCACUGCGGAGGGACCACAAGCCCAGCAAAGAAGAGGGGGAUUUACUGGAGACUGGGGAUGAGGAAGCGGCGGCUGCCCUCGGUUCUACCUUUACUGGAGGCAGGAUCGGCACAAGUGGCAGCGGCAAGGGCGGCAAAGCAUGUCACAAGAUCUUCAGUAACCAUCACCAUCGGCUCCAACUGAAGACAGCUCCGGCCUCCUCCAAUCCACCCGGCGCGCCAGCGCUGCCGCUGCAUAAUUCCUCUGGAACCACCACCUCCCAGUCCCAGACUCUUCUAGCGGGCACCAACCCCAUUGCCGUCGCCGCGGAUGGAGGCAUUUGCCCCGCACACUACCCAGUGCACGAGUGCGUCUUCAAGGGGGAUGUAAGGAGACUGUCCUCUCUCAUCCGCACGCACAAUAUCGGGCAGAAAGAUAAUCACGGAAAUACUCCUUUACAUCUUGCUGUGAUGUUAGGAAAUAAAGAAUGUGCCCAUUUACUUUUGGCUCACAAUGCUCCAGUAAAGGUGAAAAAUGCUCAGGGAUGGAGCCCGCUGGCAGAAGCCAUCAGCUAUGGAGAUAGACAGAUGAUUACAGCUCUUUUAAGGAAGCUUAAGCAGCAAUCCAGGGAAAGUGUUGAAGAAAAACGACCUCGAUUAUUAAAAGCUCUGAAAGAGCUAGGUGACUUUUAUCUAGAACUUCACUGGGAUUUUCAAAGCUGGGUGCCUUUACUUUCCCGAAUUCUGCCUUCUGAUGCUUGUAAAAUAUACAAACAAGGUAUCAAUAUCAGGCUUGACACUACUCUCAUAGACUUUACUGACAUGAAGUGCCAACGAGGGGAUUUAAGCUUCAUUUUCAAUGGGGAUGCAGCACCCUCUGAAUCUUUUGUAGUAUUAGACAAUGAACAAAAAGUUUAUCAGCGAAUACACCAUGAGGAAUCAGAGAUGGAAACAGAAGAAGAGGUUGACAUUUUAAUGAGUAGUGAUAUUUACUCUGCAACUCUAUCAACCAAAUCAAUUUCUUUCACACGUGCCCAGACAGGAUGGCUUUUUCGGGAAGAUAAAACAGAAAGAGUAGGAAACUUUUUGGCCGACUUUUAUCUGGUAAAUGGACUUGUUUUAGAAUCAAGAAAAAGAAGAGAGCAUCUCAGUGAAGAAGAUAUUCUUCGAAAUAAGGCCAUUAUGGAGAGCUUGAGUAAAGGUGGAAACAUAAUGGAACAGAAUUUUGAGCCGGUUCGAAGACAGUCCCUUACUCCUCCGCCUCAGAACACCAUUACAUGGGAAGAAUAUAUAUCUGCUGAAAAUGGAAAAGCUCCUCAUCUUGGUAGAGAACUGGUAUGCAAAGAAAGUAAGAAAACAUUUAAAGCCACGAUAGCCAUGAGCCAGGAAUUUCCCCUGGGAAUUCAAUCAAUAUUGAAUGUUUUGGAAGUAGUAGCUCCCUUCAAGCACUUUAACAAGCUUAGAGAAUUUGUUCAGAUGAAGCUUCCUCCAGGCUUUCCUGUAAAACUAGAUAUACCUGUGUUUCCUACGAUCACAGCCACUGUGACUUUUCAGGAGUUUCGAUAUGAUGAAUUUGAUGGCUCCAUCUUUACUAUACCUGAUGACUACAAGGAAGACCCGAGCCGUUUUCCUGAUCUUUAACUGACGUGGAAAAUGAUGCCACCUAACCAAGGAAAGCAAGAGAACGCAGACCUCACAAGUGAAGCAGAGUGGAAGGGACACAUACUUUCAGUGAAGAAAAGGGAAUUACAGGAAUUGACACAUCAGUAAUACGAUAUGAAAUGGGCCUCUAAGAAGAAUCUCAGCUAGUUUCCUGAUGUGCCAUUUUCAGUCUUUUUAAAAAUAUACAUAUUAUAGUGUAAUAGUUUGACACCUUAAUGACCCUAAGUACUUCUUAUGUAAAACAGCUAUGAGUGCUGUGAUUUGUUUUUAAAAUUUUUACACUUCUUGUUGAAAUAUAUAUGCAUAUAAAUAUAUCUAUAGUUAUAUCUAAAACACUCCUGGACCAUUAACAUAAAUGUCUUAAGAGAUAUGGAGUCCUUUUACACUUGUCAUCUUAUAUUCAAGGUGACAUUUAUAAAUAUUCCUUCAAACUUUGUUUUCAUAAAAUGUAAACUAUGUAACUUUAUGUAUAGUUCAGUAAUUUGAAUGUUUGUUCAAUAUAAUGAACUAGAAAGGAAUGCAAUUUUCUGUAGAUGAAUGAACCAAAUGGUACCCAUUAAACAAUUGCAUUUAUAUGUUGCAAUACAUUUCAGAAGGAGCGUUCACUCUGCAGGGAAUAAGGUACCUCCUUUAGCACCUUAGUGCAAUUCAUUGUGGUGCUAUUUGUUUUUACCUGAAUUCUUUCUUCAAUGGAAAAUGUUUGUUACUAAUCUUCCUUUCAUAGAACUUCUAUUUUUUUUUUUCUAAACUUGAGUUUUAAAGUCUUUUUUUGUGUUCAUAAUAGGGUAUGGUCAGCAUGCUUAAAGAUAGUCCUCUUCCAAAUCUCAGCACUUUAAAAGAAUUCCAAAAUUUUAAACUUGUUCCUAAUAAGUACAUAUCAUUCUGAUUGUUUUGUUUGUUUUUAGUGGAAUAAGGAUGCGUGUCAGUUUUAAGCAACAACCCACAUUUUGGACAUCCCUACAUAUUUAAUGCUUUCAAAGUUAGGUAAAAACAUUUUUAUAUGCUAACAAAAUUAUAUUUGUUAUAAGUUAAAUUCCAGAAAUGUACACAAGAUUGAUAAUUCCUGUUUAUUUUUUUAGUCACAAAAUAUUUAUUGGUUUUAAUUAUCUUCAAAGUGUUAAAAUCAUGCAUUACUCAUUUUGCACUUAAAAUUUUUCAUGUUUGUUCCAAGAUGGUUUAAUGGUCCAAGAAUGAAAAUAAAUUAGGGAGAAUAAUGUAUAACAGUCAUAAUAUGUUAUGUUGUAUUAAAGAAGUUAGCUAAAGAGAUGAUUUUAAAAUGUAUCCUGAUAAACAUGUCAGAAUGUAUUUGUCAGGUUUUUUAGAGUGACCAGUAGUUUAAACUUUUUCCAGGAUUUUAAAUAAUUUGAAUGAAUUUAGAAACCUUUAUUGAAAAGAUGAUUAUUUACAAAUCCAAAGCAUCAAUCAUAAGAUUUUUAUAAUAAACAUCUUUAAAGCUGCAUCCUCCAUGCUGAUAACAUAUUACAUUGCAUAUUUUGACAUUGUAUUAAAUAUAUUUUAUAAUGAAGAAAAAUAAUCAUAGUUAAAAAUUCAAAGACCAAUUACUUACUACCUGAUGUGGGUCUGUUGAGUUUUGUGGAAAGAGUUGGUAAACCCAGACUAGGUUUAUUGAGUACAAAUUGAUCCCAAUUAUUUUGGGAAUGCUUACAGAUCAAGUGACUUAGAGAUUGAAUUGCCCUGUCAUUUAUUAUGUGAGGUUUGAGACACUGAACGGCAGUCAUCACUGUCGCUUCUAGGCUUUCUUUGUGAGAAUAUGAUAUACUUUCAGGAAUAAACUAUAGGUUUUUUAAAAUUAGUGCAGACAACUUAGUGGGAAGAAAAAAAAAACAUGGUAAAUUGCAACUUGGAAUUUGUCAAUGUCCUGAAAGCUGUGAAUAUUUUGCUGGGGUACACUGGAGAUAGGAAAACUACUGAAAACUUUUGCACUUCAAUUUUGUUUUUAACUCUUAUCUUUUUCUUUCAUAAAGAAUAGUAUAAAGAGAUGAUCCAUUCCAAAUGUCUUUUAUUUCAUCAUAAAGGACAAGCAAAUGUCAGUAUCUCUUAUGAUGGUCAAAACAAGGAAGUUAUUAAUGCAAAUAAACUUUUCACAUUAGACUUUU
This is a messenger RNA of Phyllostomus discolor (pale spear-nosed bat), 4249 nucleotides long. RefSeq names its product ankyrin repeat domain 13C (gene ANKRD13C). Gene Ontology annotation, cellular component: cytoplasm. The record is from RefSeq and is a predicted model, not a curated record. Lineage: Eukaryota; Metazoa; Chordata; Mammalia; Chiroptera; Phyllostomidae. Bases 471 to 2111 code for a protein of 546 amino acids. Gene Ontology annotation, molecular function: protein binding. The transcript is spliced from 13 exons.